This is a messenger RNA of Eremothecium gossypii ATCC 10895, 606 nucleotides long. RefSeq names its product translocation channel protein TIM22 (gene TIM22). Bases 1 to 606 code for a protein of 201 amino acids. Gene Ontology annotation, molecular function: transmembrane protein transporter activity. Gene Ontology annotation, biological process: protein insertion into mitochondrial inner membrane. The record is from RefSeq and is marked provisional. Gene Ontology annotation, cellular component: TIM22 mitochondrial import inner membrane insertion complex. Lineage: Eukaryota; Fungi; Ascomycota; Saccharomycetes; Saccharomycetales; Saccharomycetaceae. The transcript has a single exon.
AUGGUGUACCGUGGAUUCGGUCUGGAGCACAUAUCUCCGCCGGUGAAUAAGCCUUUUGCCGAAAUGACACCCGAAGAGCAGGGUGAGCGGGGCGCACAAAUGAUGAUGGAGUUCAUGACGUCGUGCCCGGGCAAGUCGGCGAUCAGUGGUGUAACAGGUUUCGCACUCGGUGGUGUUUUUGGUCUCUUCAUGGCAUCCAUGGCCUACGACACGCCGCUACACACACCGGCUCCGGUUGGCGCGGGACCUGGGGCAGGAAUCCCCGGCGCGCCCACGCUGCAGCAGAUGGCAGACCUGCCGCUCAAGCAGCAGAUCAAAAUACAGUUCGCGGAUAUGGGGCGCAGAGCAUAUUCGAGUGCCAAGAACUUCGGGUACAUUGGUAUGAUCUACUCCGGGGUUGAGUGCACAAUCGAGUCGCUCCGCGCCAAAAACGAUUUAUACAACGGCGUUGCUGCAGGCUGCUUGACGGGCGGGGGCUUGGCAUACAAGAGCGGGCCGUCUGCGGCGCUCAUCGGGUGUGCAGGCUUUGCGGCAUUUUCCACUGCUAUUGACCUGUAUAUGAGAAGCGAGAACGGCAGGCCGCCCAAAAAUGACUUUGACGAAUGA